Bursaphelenchus okinawaensis is the source of this 3505-nucleotide messenger RNA. Lineage: Eukaryota; Metazoa; Nematoda; Chromadorea; Rhabditida; Aphelenchoididae. The record is from the annotation of a GenBank genome assembly.
AUGGCGGACGAUGAUCCUAUUAUAUUAGACGACGAUUCAGAUACAGUGGACUAUUCGGAAGUAAAUAGUACUGUGAAGGUGGAAAAUGUCGCAAAAACGAAUUGGAUUUCAAGGUUACCGUACGAAGAAGAGGUUAUGCUCGAUGCCUUUAUGGACGAUGUGGUUUUUAUUACUGCAAGGUAGGUUUUUUUACUAAAAACGUAAUGUUAACUGUGAUUAUCAAGCGAUGUAUUGUAAUUUUUACUUUAGAGGAUUGGGUAUGGAAAGACUGUUCUUAAAUCACCUACAUUUGUAUUCGGAUCCAGCGUUCAGUGUGCUGGUGAUUAACACAGAAGCAGAAGAUCAACAUUUUUACAUUGAAAAGCUGAACACACUUAAUCCAUCGGCUCCGCCAAGACUUUUGACCGCUGAUGUUUUGAUAAAGGACCGGUAAGAAAUUUGUUAUUAUGACUUUAUUUAACGUUAAAUUUUGGCCUUUAAGGACUAAACAGUGAAAUCUUUUUGGUAUCAUUCUCAAUAGAGUGAUGUUUUCUUUAUAAUGACAAUGACGGCUUUUUGACAGCCAUUUUUAAUAGAGCUUUUAUUAAAAAGUACGUGGGUCAAGGGUGGGUAGCGUGACGUCCUAGUUAUAAAGAAGAACUGCACCAUCCCGUUGAGUGUCAUAGUAAAGAGGUUUGACUGUAUAUAUUUGCGUUAUACUUAUUGGCGUGGGUUAAUUGUUUUUAGUGAGAAGAUCUACAAAGGUGGAGGAGUUCAAUUUGUAACGUCUAGGAUAUUAAUGGUCGACUUGUUAACCGACAAAGUUCCAUUGGACAGAAUAGCUGGUAUUUUGGUAUACAAUGCUCAUCAGUAAGUGUGAUGUAAUUUAGUGAUCUUAUAGUCUUGUUUUGUUGUAAUUUAUGUCAUUUUAUUUAUGUUGUUAGUACUAUAUCUAUGUUUACAAAUAUUAUAUUACAGAUAACACAUUUAAUAACAUGUAAUCGUAUUUUAUUUUUAUUAGGCUGUUUAAAUAAUUCUGUGUUCUCAACCCCGAAAAUUUGCUUUGAGAGUGGGCACAGAAUUAUUUGAAUAGCCUAAUAAUUAAAAAUUAAUUUUGCUUUUUAAAUUUUGAAUAUAUAACCCUUGAAUUAUAUACUUUUAAUUUGUACCUCGGACGAAAACCUUAAAUUCUUGUCCACGAAAAAUCUCUCAUAAUUUUGUGCGUUCUCUAAUUUUUCUCUAAUGCCGACGGCAAUCAGACAGAAAUAGGGAUCACUUAAAAUUAUGAGAAUUUUUUCGUGGGCAAGAAUUUAAGGUUUUCGUCAAAGGCACAAAUUAAAAGUAUAUAAUUCAAGGGUUAUAUGAUUUCAGAGCCUUAAAUACCUUCCAAGAAACCUUCAUCUUGAGGUUGUUUCGAGAAAAGAAACCUGAUGGGUUUGUCAAAUGUUUUACUGAUAUGCCAACAAUCAUUACUAGUGGUGGUAUGGGACAACUGCAACGACUGGUCAACAGAUUAUACGUCAAAAAGCUAAGGAUUCUGCCGCGAUUCGAGGAAUCAAUUAAACGAGACUUUGACAAUGCGGCGGUGAGUGAUAAAAAAGAAUAGUUUAGCAAAAAAAUGUUUUUUUUGUAUUGGUUUUUCACAUAAUUAUGUGCUUCCUUAUCACAAUAAUAAUUUUAUAUAUAGGCAAAGCUUUACUGUGAUAUAAAAUCGAAUUUAAAGUGAACUUUGUGAAUCUUAUCUUUAGUUAAUUGCAUGAAUUACAGCCAAACUUCAUCGAAAUGUCAAUUGAUCUACCUGCUAAUCAACGAAGAAUCCGAGCUCUACUGGUCGAUAUUAUUGGCAUUUGCAUACGAGAGUUAAAGCAAUGCACACAAGGACUCGAUGUACGUUAUGUUUUGGGCUUUACAUCUUUAAAAUGAAGUUUAUGACUAGUUAAAUGGGGUAAACUUGAAAAAUAUGAAAUAACAAUACAUUUUUUAUUCCACAUGAUAACAAAUACUUUAAAAUGUUCAAAACAACAUAUUUCAGCUUGAAAUGGACAUAGAAACUGUGUCUCCAUCAGCAGCGCUACGAAUAACAGUGAUGGAACUGCAGUUACGCAGUAAAACCCUCUUACUGACUGAUCGUCAAGAGCGACUUUUGAAUGAUCUUCGGAUUCUAAGAAGAACACUGAAGACAUUUGAGGAUUUGGAUCCGGCAUCUGUUCAUAAAAUACUGUACUUUUACAAAUGUAACCAGGAGUAUAUUGAGAACAACAGCGGAUGGUUAAAUACUCCAACAGCUUCCAAGAUAUUCAUGGGGAUUGAUGCGUUAUGCUCUUCUAAAACUCUCAAAGGCGAUGUUUUGAUGAUUCGUAAGAGAUUUUGCUUGAAAUUUAGCUGAUUUUAAAAUAAAAAGCUUAAGGAUUUUAUUAAGAUAAUUGAAAGGUCAAUCUUAACGUUUCAUGGAUAUUUUAGUAGGCAUUUUGAUGAUUUUUACAUGUAAAACAUAAUUAUUUAAGCUCCACCCAAAUGGACAGCCUUAUCAGAUGUUCUAAAGGAAAUUCAAGAAAAGCUAAAGGAUUCAAACCUCGAUUCAGCGACGAAAGAAGCUCCAGUGUUAGUGUUCUGCUCGAGUGAAGCGACCUGUCGACAGUUGAUUGAUGUUUGCAAAUUCGGAAUACAGAAAAUGGCAUGGCUACAAACCCAAGUUUAUUUUCAUGAGCUGAAGAGAUCUUACAGAACACCUGAACCUGCCGAGGAACCACUCUGGUCAACUACGAACUUGGCUUACUACGAUGACCAGGUCUUGGAGAAGGUAAGAGUUGAGAUGAAAAAUAGGGAUAAUAGGUAAAAAAAUUAAUGGCAACUGGUCUUACAAGUUUAAAAACAUGAAGAAAAUAGUUUUUGUUAUGAUUUUCAUCUGAUUACAUUAAGAAAGUUUGUAAAAAUUUAACUUUUUGGCGAUUCAAAUAAAUUUACAAGUUUAUCAAUUCAUCUCCAUCAACAAAAACCUUUUUCUUUUACAUCACUUUGUGAUUAUAAGAUAAUAUUCUCUUCUUCAGGACAAGAAAAUCCUAAUGGAAGAGGUGAAAAAGGUCCAGAAAGCGCAGACAAGAACCAAACGUCGCAAGACAUCAAUCAAAUCCGAUGUUCCAGACCCAAAGCAGCCCAAAUUGGUCAAUUUUGGCCUAAUUCGACACGCCGAAAAAUUGAAGGAGAAACGGCCGAAAAAGGUUGAGGUAGGUUAUUGUCGUCUGAUUGAUGAAAGAAAACAUGUUUUGUGGUCUUUCAAGCUUGUACUUUGUGGGACAAAGUUAUAGAAAAUUGCAGAAAAUAUCUAGGUAGCUCAAAUUCAAACAUUUAUUAAAAACAUAGCUAUUGUUGCGUAUUUUACAUCGUAAAUUUUGUCUUGGAAAGAAAAUUUUACAUUUUUUAAAAAAUUAGAUUAAAUUCAAAUUAUUAGGUUGUUCAGAUAAUUCUGAGCUCCUUAACUUCGGAAAUUUGUUUUGAAAGAAGGCACAGAAGUAUUAGAACUACCUAA